Messenger RNA from Pipistrellus nathusii (Nathusius's pipistrelle), 783 nucleotides. NCBI's taxonomy places the organism in Eukaryota, Metazoa, Chordata, Mammalia, Chiroptera, Vespertilionidae. The record is from the annotation of a GenBank genome assembly.
AUGAUCGAAACAUACAGCCAACCUUCUCCCCGACCUGUGAAUAGUGGACCACCCGUCAGUAUGAAAAUUUUCAUGUAUUUACUUACUGUUUUUCUUAUCACCCAGAUGAUUGGGUCCGCACUUUUUGCUGUGUAUCUUCACAGAAGAUUGGACAAGAUAGAAGAUGAAAGGAAUCUUCAUGAAGAUUUUGUGUUCAUGAAAAUGAUACAGAGGUGCAACAAAGGAGAGAAGUCCUUAUCUUUACUGAACUGUGAGGAAAUUAGAAGCCAGUUUGAAGCCCUCGUCAAGGAUAUAACAGGAUAUGAAGUGAAGGAGAAAGAAAAAAACUUUCAACAUCAAAAAGGUGAUCAGGACCCUCAAAUUGCAGCGCAUGUCAUAAGUGAGGCCAGUAGUAAAACAGCAUCUGUUCUACAGUGGGCCCAAAAAGGAUAUUACACUAUGAGCAACAACUUGGUAACCCUUGAAAAUGGGAAACAGCUGGCUGUUAAAAGACAAGGACUCUAUUAUAUCUAUGCCCAAGUCACCUUCUGUUCCAAUCGGGAAGCUGCAAGUCAAGCUCCAUUUAUAGCCAGCCUCUGCCUGAAGUCCCCGAGUGGAUCUGAGAGAAUCUUACUUAGAGCGGCAAAUACCCACAGUUCCUCCAAACCUUGCGGGCAACAAUCCAUUCACUUGGGAGGAGUAUUUGAAUUGCAACCAGGUGCUUCAGUGUUUGUCAAUGUGACUGAUCCAAGCCAAGUGAGCCAUGGGACCGGCUUCACAUAUUUUGGCUUACUCAAACUCUGA